Apis cerana (Asiatic honeybee) is the source of this 2499-nucleotide messenger RNA. RefSeq names its product E3 ubiquitin-protein transferase Katazuke (gene Kaz). Lineage: Eukaryota; Metazoa; Arthropoda; Insecta; Hymenoptera; Apidae. Gene Ontology annotation, cellular component: nucleus; GID complex; cytoplasm. Gene Ontology annotation, biological process: proteasome-mediated ubiquitin-dependent protein catabolic process. Gene Ontology annotation, molecular function: ubiquitin protein ligase activity; protein binding. The record is from RefSeq and is a predicted model, not a curated record.
UAUUAUAAUAUAAUAUUAUUAAAAUUAUUUUUUCUAAGAUUUUUUUAAUUGUUGCAUUUAAUAAUAAAUUAGAUUAUAUUAAUUUUAUGUUUACACAUAAAUUUAGUUUUCUGAUAGGAUUAUUAAACUGCUUCAUCAUGCUUGAUAUCAAGCAUUUCAAUUUAAUAUAACGAAUUUAUACAUUUUUAUAAUGGAAAAAUUAUAUACAAAUGUUAUGUAUAAUUUACUUUCAAAAUUAUAAAGUAUUAAAAUAACAUAUAAAUAUUAUGGAUAUUUUAAAAUAAAUUUUUUUUUACAAGAAAUGCACACGUGAUUGUUUAAAGGUAUUAUUUACGUGAAAUCUUAUAAUUUUAAAAAUUAUAAUGAAAAAUUAUAAUUAAAAACUCAUUUAUUUUUUAUAUAAUGUUUUGUUAAAUUUAUAAAGGAACAGUUGUACAUCACAUUUUUAAAAUAUUCAACCACGCGUACGUUAUAAGUAUUUUCUAUUCAAUUGUGUUAUACUUAACUUAUAUGUUCAAAUUUUGUGAUUGGUCAAAAUUAAAAAUUAAUUUACUCCAAUGACCAAUCAAGAAUGUCAAAAAUCAUUGACAUGAAUAAGAUAUAAGACAUAUGUUAAAUAAAGUUAUUGAUAUAAAGACAAAUACGUGAUUAUUCUAAUAUUAUAUAUUUCUUAAUUCUUUUUAUUGCUAUAAAUAAUUGUAAAAUAAAUAUUAUUUUUGUACAAAUAAAAAUAUAUUUUUUAAUUGAUAAUGAAUAUAUCGUAUGAUUUAAUUUAAGGAUCAUCCCUUAUUUUCUAUCGUUGAUAGAGCCAUCUACUGCAACGUUAUAUUACUAACGUUUUUAUCAUGCAUAAACAAAAUGAUAAUUAUCUUUGUUAAAAUACUACAAGAGAUUCCACGAUUCUUGAAGACAGUUUUUGUCAAAGUUGUUGUGUUCAUUAUUGUAUAUUUGUUUUUUAGUUUUGUGAUUUGUAUAAAAAGAGAUACGCAAUUAUGAUACAUAAUAGUAAAAUAUUUUAGUUUAGUGACACAAUAAACAUAAGUUUUUUCGGAUUUUUAACUACAACUUUAACAACGCGUAGUUUGAGCAUAACCAAUAUGUCAGACGUUAAAAGUCUCGAAUAUCCAACAUUAAAGGUUCCUUAUGAAUUACUUAAUAAAAAAUUUCGUUUAGCUCAAAAAGUCAUAGAUAGAGAAGCUUCAUAUGUACAAACAGCUGCUAAUGAAUUAAUGAAAGAUAAUAAAACAUCUGUUCCUGCUGGGGAAAUGAGCAUAUUGUUAGGAGGAGUUGUAGAGAAACUUCAAACUUUAAAGAGAAAAGCACAAGAAUCUAUUGCAGAAGAAUUACAAGCAGGAAUGGUUUGCAAAAGACGACUAGAACAUUUAAAAGAACAUGCUAAUACUGCACCAAGUGUUGUGAAUCAGUGGCGGCGACAAAGACUUGAUAGAAUGUUAAUAGAAUAUUUCCUUCGUAAAGGUUAUUAUACAACUGCAACUAAAUUAGCGGAUAGUAGUGAGCUUAGAGAUUUAACAAAUAUAGAUGUUUUUAUGGUAUCAAGAGAAGUUGAAGCAUCUUUAGCAAAUCAUGAAACUGCAAGGUGUGUUGGAUGGUGCUAUGACAAUCGAUCUAAGUUAAGAAAAUUAGGAAGUACUAUGGAAUUUAAUUUACGUGUACAAGAGUUCAUAGAAUUAGUAAGACAAGAUAGAAGGCUAGAUGCUGUCAAACAUGCUAGAAAAUGUUUUACAAAUUAUGAUGAUUACCAGUUACAAGAAAUUCAAUGCUGUAUGGGACAAUUAGCAUUUCCAGCUAAUACAUCUCUUAGUCCAUAUAAAGAUCUGCUAGAUGAAAAAAGAUGGGAUAGAUUAAUUGAACAGUUCAGACAUGAAAAUUAUAGACUUUUUCAAUUAGCAAGUCAAAGUGUUUUUACAGUAGCAUUACAAGCAGGUCUAUCAGCAUUAAAAACACCUCAAUGUUAUAGUGCAAAUAAAGAAGGCAGAAAUCCAAAUUGUCCAGUGUGCAAUGAAGCUCUCAAUGAACUAGCAGUUCCAUUACCUUUUGCUCAUUGUUCACAGUCAAGACUUGUUUGCAGUAUUAGUGGAAAACCAUUAAAUGAAUAUAAUCAACCAAUGAUGAUGCCAAAUGGAUAUGUAUAUGGAGAACAAGCAUUGGAAAAAAUGGCUCAAGAAAAUAAUGGUACUGUAAUUUGUCCAAAAACCAAAGAAGUGUUUCCAUAUAAAAAAAUAGAAAAAGUAUACGUUAUGUAAUAAUUAUUGACUCAAACAUAAUUUGUAUUAUAUCUGCGUUUCAUAUUAUGUACCAAUAUUAACAAAAGGAAUAACUUCUAUUUUUAAGGAAAUAUUUUUUUGCAAAUUUUCUUUAUGAUCAUCUACUAGAAUAAAAUGUGAUACAAACGAAUAAUGUGUGGAAAACGUUCUAGUUUUUCGAUAUAAAAAGAUAUACAAAUUAUUAUUAUAAUGUAGUUGGAUAUUAAACAUAAAA